GCUAUCUUUUGUGAUCCAUCCCGACCAGUACUGGUGCUAGUUUGGAUAUGCGUUUGUUGCGUUUUGAUGCAUCUGGUAUUACUAGCCUCCCUCCAUCAGUGGCACCAGCUUCUAGCAACAGCACUCGUCCUUUCAGCAUCUUACGCAGCUCUGUAUCACCUUCUGCGAGAUUAUUUGGUCCUUAGGAAGGUGUAUCAGCAGGAGCAGCAUCUUCAAGAGAGAGUUAUUAACUAAGUGCAAAAAUGAUUCAAUUCUGAACAGGUCUAAGAAAUAGGUAUUUGUUAUUAUAAUCCAAUCAUUUCAUUAUUUAGGUUUGAGAAAGUUAGUAUAAUAUUUCUGUCUGAUAUAGACAGAAGAAUUUAAAGAAAAUAAAAGAGUAUAGAAAAAAUCUAUAUAAUGGGUAUAAUGUAUAAAUCUUCUUUAUAAAGCAUACAUGCAAUAUGUAUAUAUAUAAGUGUGUGUGUGUAUGUGUGUGUGUGUGUGUGUGUGUGUGUGUGUGUGUGUGUGUGUGUGUGUGUGUGUGUGUGUGUGUGU
Penaeus vannamei (Pacific white shrimp) is the source of this 534-nucleotide messenger RNA. Lineage: Eukaryota; Metazoa; Arthropoda; Malacostraca; Decapoda; Penaeidae. The record is from RefSeq and is a predicted model, not a curated record.